Molecule: messenger RNA, 860 nt
Organism: Cuscuta europaea
Lineage: Eukaryota; Viridiplantae; Streptophyta; Magnoliopsida; Solanales; Convolvulaceae
Source: the annotation of a GenBank genome assembly
GUCAUUUUUUCCGGAUCGCUAAAAAUGAGUAUGAGGAGUUGCACAUUUACGUGGAAGCUUCAGCGACCCCGCCACAAACUUUGACGUUCCACGGAACUCCCAGAGAGGAAGGCCCAUCAUCCGUAUAUGGUCGGAGGAACAACUGCCAAACGUUUCAGAACUACGAAUCUCCUGUCACAAACUUGGGUGAAGAGUCGGACGACCCAGACUAUGAACAAGGUUUUAGUAGUGAUGUCGAUUCAUCCACGAGCGAUGAUAGUGACGACGUAGUAGACACCACCUGGGCUAAUGUGGAGCUAGAAGAACCAUAUGUUCAAGCAUUAGAUUCUGAGCCUGAAAGGAUCGAAGUAGGCGCAGUUUACUGUUCAUAUGAUGCACUGAAAGAAGCGGUGGCGAGAGAAAACAUUCGUCAAUUUCGUCAAUUCAGAACGGUUGACAAAAGGCCACGGUCCUGGAAGGCGGUUUGCAUAGACCCGACCCUUUGCACUUGGCAUAUCCAAGCAGGAGAAAGUAUGACGUCAAAAAAGUGGAAAGUAAAAAAUAUCAACCCCAUCACAGUUGUAGGGAGGAUCCUGUCAUGGCUCGGGAUGACAGGCUCCUAACGGCCAAAAUUAUAGCCAGUGAAAUCGCUCCAAAAGUGAAAGUCGACCCGGACUACAGCAUUAAACUGAUAAUGUCAGACAUAUAUGAAAAAUUUAAUAUCCGUGUUUCAUAUAAAAAAGCUUGGAAUGGACGCUUGAUCGCUCUGGAGCGUAAAUUCGGCAAUUGGGAGGCAUCAUAUAAUGAACUUCCUAUGUUGUUGGAAUCUAUACAGUUUUCAAAUCCGGGGACUGUUGUUCAUUUGCAAUCACAACAGGCCG